Messenger RNA from Callithrix jacchus (white-tufted-ear marmoset), 939 nucleotides. Its product is annotated as olfactory receptor 51I2-like. Gene Ontology annotation, biological process: G protein-coupled receptor signaling pathway. NCBI's taxonomy places the organism in Eukaryota, Metazoa, Chordata, Mammalia, Primates, Cebidae. Gene Ontology annotation, molecular function: G protein-coupled receptor activity; olfactory receptor activity. Gene Ontology annotation, cellular component: plasma membrane. The record is from RefSeq and is a predicted model, not a curated record.
AUGUUCAACAGCAGUCAAUUCACCCCAAAAUAUUUUCUGCUGACUGGUCUCCCUGGUCUGGAGGCACAUUAUCCCUGGUUCAUCUUUCCAUUCUGUUCCAUAUAUCUUGUGGCCCUCAUGGGUAAUAGCCUGAUCCUGACUGUGAUCAAGAGAAGCAUCUCUCUGUACCAGCCAAUGUACCUGCUCUUAGCUAUGCUGGCCUUUGCAGAGCUUGGUGUCUCUGCCUCUACGCUGCCCACUGUGCUGGGCAUCUUCCUUUUUAGUGCCAACAAGAUCUGCUUUGAAGCCUGCCUUUUGCAGAUGUCCUCCAUACAUUCGUUUUCCAUCAUGGAGUCAGGAGUUCUGCUGGCCAUGUCUGUGGACCGCUUUGUGGCCAUUUACAACCCACUGCAGUACACUGCUAUCAUGACCUUGCCCUGUAUUGCUGGUACUGGUGCUGCCCUGGGAAUGAAGAGUGUGAUGCUCAUGUUUCCACUGCCCUUUCUCCUGAAGCGUCUGCCCUUCUGUGGCCACAACACCCUCUCUCACUCCUAUUGUCUGCACUCAGAUUUAAUUCAGCUGCCCUGUGGGGACACUCUUCCCAACAGCAUUCUGGGGCUCUGCAUCAUCACUUCCACUAUUGGACUGGACUCCCUGCUCAUUGUAGUCUCUUACGUGCUGAUUCUCUACACGGUGCUGGGCAUUACUUCUGGGCAGGGGCGGCGGAAAGCCCUCAACACGUGUGUAUCACACCUCUGUGCAGUCCUUGUAUAUUAUGUGCCCAUGAUCAGUGUGGCUCUGGUACACCGCUUCCUGAAGCAUGCUGCACCUGCUGUUCGCCUCCUACUGGCCAAUGUCUAUCUUCUGGUGCCACCUGUGCUCAACCCCAUCAUCUACAGUGUUAAGACCAAGCAGAUUCGCCAGGGGUUGAUCCAACUCUUUCUUCAAAGAAAAUAUUAA